AUGAGUAAAGUUCGAGAGGGCAUCUCGGAAUCGAAAAUGGGAAACUCAGACACCAAAUACCACGACCGCAGUGGUCCUCAUGAAUCUCCAUUUUUUGCAAACAACAAGAAUGCUGCCAAACCAUCUCUGCAGAACCUGAAAGCGGCUUCGGAGGGAGCGCUUUUCAUGGCACCUGAUAAUGUGGCAAUCCAAGAGAAGCUUUCGAAGAAAGCUGGGGCAUUGAGCGCUAAUAGCAGCAGACUGGAAUUUGUCUUCUACAAAGUUUUCUUGUGCUUGUUUUUUCUAACCUAUGCGUGCUUUCGAUAUUUCCAAUACACCGUCAACAAAAUCAAGAUUCACGUUUUAAACAUCGCGUACAGCCCUUCGAACACGCCGCAACUUAUUCGACAAGACGUGCUUAAAUUGUCAAAACUGCCAAAAAGAUUGGCUGCCAUUCUCGAAAUCAAGUCCGAGGGCGAUGUCGGUGGCGGUGUCAGCGGGCUGAUCAACGACGGCAGUGAUUUAGUGGCUUGGUCGGUUUCUGCCGGAAUAAAGCAUUUAACCCUGUACGAUUUUGACGGGUACCUCAAGAAAAACGUACACGAAUUCAGAGAGGGCGUUCAUCACAAGCUAAGCAAAUACUACGACCCCUCAAAUGUACCGAAAUUUGCAGUACGUGUUCCACAAUGGAAUUCCGUGUAUUACAACUCCUCGAGCACCGAAUUCAACGGAACGUCUACCAAAAAAGUCGCCAUUGAGAUUUCACUGCUCUCUAAUCGAGAUGGCCGCGAAACCAUAGUGGAUCUUACUAGAACCAUGGCGGAACUCUGCACGAACAACGAAAUGAAACUCGCAGAUGUCACGAUGAAACUGAUAGAUUCAGAACUUUUGCAGCUUGUAGGGCCAGAACCUGAUCUUUUGCUUUAUUUUGGACCUCGUCUGGACCUUCAGGGUUUUCCACCUUGGCAUAUCCGUCUCACAGAAUUUUACUGGGAGGAAGACAACGACCAAGUCACUUACUCCGUCUUCAUAAGAGGUCUGAAGACCUAUUCUGCUUGCAAGGUUAAUGUCGGCAAAUGA
This is a messenger RNA of Lachancea mirantina, 1059 nucleotides long. The record is from the annotation of a GenBank genome assembly. Lineage: Eukaryota; Fungi; Ascomycota; Saccharomycetes; Saccharomycetales; Saccharomycetaceae.